This is a messenger RNA of Aegilops tauschii subsp. strangulata, 507 nucleotides long. NCBI's taxonomy places the organism in Eukaryota, Viridiplantae, Streptophyta, Magnoliopsida, Poales, Poaceae. The record is from RefSeq and is a predicted model, not a curated record.
AUGGCGGCGCAGCAGAUCAAGGUGUCUCAGCCUAGCCAGCCGGCCCAGCCAGCCAGCCCGCGCCGCCACCACCUAGCUCCCGCCGUGCCCGACAGGGACUCGCCGGAGUCCGGCUUCCCCACGCCGCCGGACGCCCCCUUUGGUCAAGGAAGGCCUCGGCCUCGUGCCUUUAUAAGGUUGGCCCCGGACCCCGCCUCCUCUCCUCCUCUCGCGCCGCCACCCCACGUCCGAUCCGCCGUCGGCGAGAUCCGCGCCGCAACCGCCGCCAUCGCCGCUUCUCGCCGCUGCCGCACCGCCGCCGCCGCUCCACCGCCACGCCGCCUCUUGCCUUCGCCCGCGCCGCCGUCCCGUGCUCCGCCCUUGCCGCGCGCUCGCCUCUGCGCCGCGCCGCUCGACCCGCCGGACGCCGCCGCCCCGUCGGAGUUCGCCGCCACCUCGACCCGCCGGACGCCCGACCCGGUCCGCCGCCGAAAACCGUUGGGUUUCGUUGAAAAUCCGAACCGGUAA